UGCAAUCAUUAUUUGAUUUUUUUUAAAGUGAAUGAAAACGAUUUGUGACUGCAAAUUGUAAAUUAGUUUGGUUUUAUAUAAAUGAUAUUCUAAAUAUUUUAUAAAUGGAUAUUGUAAAAGAAGUUUUGGAAAAGCAACAACGUGCUUUAGAAAAAUACAAACCAAUCAAUGUAGAUAAACAUUUGGAAGUUCGCUUAGAUGUCGGAUCUUUACUGUGUACUGAUCCAAACGACUUGGAAGACAGUCAACUUAGAAAUAAUAGGGAGCAAUAUUUGCUUGAGCUCACUCGUGAUAAUACUCAGUUGCUGAUUAAUUCGAUUUGGGAGCUACCGACAGAGCGCGUUGACGAAUGUAUUGUGGCGAAGUUACCGGAAGCUACUACUGUUUUGCCUCGACUACGUAAAGUGCCUGGUCCAAAGCCUCUUACUAAAUGGGAGAAAUUCGCCAAAGAAAAAGGCAUUAAGAAGAAAAAGAAGGAUAAGAAAGUUUACGACAACGUACUCGAUAAAUGGGUACCCACUUAUGGUUUCAAACGAGCGGAUGCUGAAAAAGAAAAAGAAUGGGUGUUGGAAGUACCAAAAAAUGUUGAUCCAAAUGAAGAUAUGUUUCAGAAGAAAAUUGAUUUGCGCAAUGAGAAGGUUGCAAAGAAUGAAAUACAGCGCAUGAAAAAUAUUGUCCGCGCGAAAAAAGUGGAAGUUCCACGAGGUGGAUACUUUGGCCCAGAAGUUGCUUCCUCUGGACAGUUGCUCACGGCAGUUACUGUUGCUAAAUCCUCUACGGCAUCUGUGGGAAAAUUCCAAGAUAAAUUACCUAAGGAAAAGCAGGCUCGUGGUAUUGGUGUAAAGGAACUGAUACCAGGCGCGAAGCGCAAAGCUUCACAUAUCAGCGCACAACCCGAGAAGGAGGUUAAUCUUGAUUUAAUAAAGAGCGUGUUAAACAAGAAACCAAAAUAUGAUAUUGAGAAAGCGAUUUCCAUUCAAAAGAACGAUGAUAGGAUUCAGAGAGAGUCCAACCCUAUUGAGAAAGGUAAGAAGGGGAAGAAGGGAAAAGGUGGCAAAGGCGGCAAGGGCGGCAGAAAGCCAAAAGGUGGGCGUGGCCAACGAGCACCUGGUAAGAAAAUAGCUGUGGGCAGAAAAAGGCGAUAAAUGUUUUUGUACAUAUAUUUAAGUAGAUAUACAUAGUUUAAUAAAAAUAACAAAUUCCAAACAUUUUCGAAUGUUUGAAUGAAAUGUAAA
Messenger RNA from Zeugodacus cucurbitae (melon fly), 1235 nucleotides. Its product is annotated as ribosome biogenesis regulatory protein homolog. Gene Ontology annotation, biological process: endonucleolytic cleavage in ITS1 to separate SSU-rRNA from 5.8S rRNA and LSU-rRNA from tricistronic rRNA transcript (SSU-rRNA, 5.8S rRNA, LSU-rRNA); ribosomal large subunit biogenesis; ribosomal large subunit export from nucleus. Lineage: Eukaryota; Metazoa; Arthropoda; Insecta; Diptera; Tephritidae. The transcript has 4 exons. Gene Ontology annotation, cellular component: nucleolus; preribosome, large subunit precursor; nucleus. Gene Ontology annotation, molecular function: protein binding. Bases 105 to 1145 code for a protein of 346 amino acids. The record is from RefSeq and is a predicted model, not a curated record.